Molecule: messenger RNA, 2424 nt
Organism: Apis florea (little honeybee)
Lineage: Eukaryota; Metazoa; Arthropoda; Insecta; Hymenoptera; Apidae
Gene: Exd2
Product: Exonuclease 3'-5' domain-containing 2
Biological process (GO): nucleobase-containing compound metabolic process
Cellular component (GO): nucleus; cytoplasm
Molecular function (GO): 3'-5' exonuclease activity; nucleic acid binding
Source: RefSeq, a predicted model, not a curated record
AUCACAUACUUGGUGUUCGCGUCAUUGCUUCAGUAGCUACGGUUUCUCCUCAAAUCGCAUUUGGCUUAUUUUUCUUAAUUACGAUCGUGAUGUACCUUCUGUAUAAUUUUUUAAAUAUUUUGAAUAAUUUAAUAAUUCGAUCAUUCAUUUCUUGGAACUUUUUAUCUUUAUUGCUUUUCAAAUACCGGUUGUCAUGAUCGAUUUGUGACUCUAAUAAUUCAACAUAACGUUAAGUUUAAUUAAUUUAUUUAUUUAAUGUAUUUAAUUAUCAAUUAUCAAUGUAAAUAUUUAUAUUUUAAAUGAAAAAAAAAUAUAUGUAUAUAUACACAUAUAUACAUACAUACAUGUAUAUAUAUAUAUGUGUGUGUACAUGUUUAUAUUUAAAUAGUAAAAAACAGAAAAUAAAUUGUAUAUAAAGAGUUUUAAUUCUAAUUGUGUUAAAAAUAAGAAUUUAUUGUUGCAAUUAAUGCAUCCUGUAAAGAGCAAAAUGUUUCUUGUAUGUGUAAGUGGCCUUGUACUUUUGGCCUCUAAAUAUCAUAAGAAUGUUUUUCAAAGUGUUAAGCACUUUUGUCAACGUAUAAAGAGUAAGAGCUAUAAACAAUAUGAUCAGAAAAAAAAAGAUCUUAAAAUUACAUUAGAUAAAAUUAUUUUGGCUGAUACUCCAGAGAAAUGUGAUUAUGCCAUUCAGCGUAUUCACUGCAACUUGUCUAAUGAUGUAUUGGGUUUUGAUUGUGAAUGGGUAAAUGAAGGACCUGUUUCUUUACUUCAACUUGCUACAUUUAAUGGAGUGUGUGGUCUUUUUCGUAUUAGUAAAAUAGGAUAUAUUCCUCAAAAAUUAGAAGAGCUGCUAGCUAAUAAACGUAUUCUUAAAGUAGGAGUUGCUUCAUAUGAAGAUGGUCAAAAAAUUAUAGCAGAUUAUGGUUGUAAAGUUUGUAAUACACUUGAUUUAAGGACAUUAGCAGAACGUGUGAAUUUACCAAGUCCAAAAAGUUUAGCUGCAAUGAGUUUGCAAUAUUUAGGUUUGGAAAUGGAUAAACUAAUAAAAGUAAGGUGUAGCAAUUGGAAUGCUGGCACUCUUACUGACGAACAAGUAGCAUAUGCUGCUUGUGAUGCACUUGCAUCUGUUCUUAUUUAUGACCAAAUUAUGCAAAAAAUAAAAGAAAAAUACUCUUUGUGGGAAAACUUAUUAAAUUAUAUAAAAAGUAUAUGUAAUAGAAAUUUAAAUAUGCAAUUUUAUUGUUUACCUAAUGAUGUAAUUGAUACAAGGUUCAGAGCUCAACAAACACAUAUAACAGUUAAUCAAAAAAAUAUUGAAAAUAAUUAUUUUGAUAAGAUUACCAAAGAUUUAAAGAUAAAAAACAUUGUACAUAAAAGUAAUAUACCUACAAGAAAUAAACCAUUAUAUCAUAAUUGUUAUUUACAAGCACCUGAUGGAGAAAUAUUAUGUACAUGUGAUCGUAAGAAAGCAGAAUGGUACGUUACAAAAGAAUUAGGAGAAAUAAUUGAAAAUGAACCAUUUACUGUAAGAUUGAAAUUUGAACCUUCUGGACGUGCUUUGGGAGAAGUUGGACAAUAUUAUACACAAGUUAAAAUUAAUCAAUGUGUAGUUUGUGGAACUUCAAAUAAGUUUAUUAGAAAAAAUGUUGUACCUCGAGAAUAUCGUAAAUAUUUUCCAUUGGUGAUGAAAGCUCAUCAAUCUCAUGAUAUAUUAUUAUUAUGUCCAUCCUGUCAUGAAAUAAGUAAUUGUCAUGAUCUGCAGCUCAGAAGAAAGUUAGCAGAUAUGUGCGAUGCUCCUUUAGCUGGUCCAUUAACACAUAUACGUAAUAAACAUGUAAAUAAUUAUAGAAAAUUACAUUCUGCUGUUAAAGCACUGAAAGAGAGAACAACUUUACCUGAUGCACGACGCAAAGAUUUAGAACACUAUAUUUCGGAAUGUACAAAUGGACAACAAGUUACACCAAGUUUACUUGAUGCAUUAAAUAAGGAAUUAAAAAAUGUUAUAAUUUCAUUGCCUAAUUAUGAUCAAUUUAAAUGCCAACCUCAUGGCUUAAAGGUAGUUCAAUAUUUCCAAAAAAGGGAAGGGGGAUUAAUAGAAUUGGAGCGUAUGUGGAGAGAACACUUUCUUUUGACAAUGAAGCCAAAAUAUCUACCAAAUUUAUGGUCUGUUCGUCAUAAUCAAGAAAGAUUAACUAUUCGUCAAUCUCAGAACAGAAUUGAGCCAAAAGAUGCAAAGGUAGCUGGUUUGGCAUACUGAAUUUUAUAUAUUGCGUAUAUAGGAGGACUCGUAUAUGAGCGAGUACUUGUAUUAAAAGACUGCUACAUAAAUCUGUAUAUCUUUUAUGUGCAUAUAUUUAUAUACAUGUGCAUAUACAUAUUAUUUAUAUAUUUAGAUAUGUACAGAUAUAUACAGAUAUACAUAAGAAA